This is a messenger RNA of Trichoplusia ni (cabbage looper), 1808 nucleotides long. RefSeq names its product glycerophosphodiester phosphodiesterase GDPD6-like. The transcript has 2 exons. Gene Ontology annotation, molecular function: glycerophosphodiester phosphodiesterase activity. The record is from RefSeq and is a predicted model, not a curated record. Bases 126 to 1265 code for a protein of 379 amino acids. Gene Ontology annotation, biological process: lipid metabolic process. NCBI's taxonomy places the organism in Eukaryota, Metazoa, Arthropoda, Insecta, Lepidoptera, Noctuidae. Gene Ontology annotation, cellular component: periplasmic space.
AUUUCUCAGUUGCUGCUAUCAUAUGUUGGAACAGUGUGUCAAUUGUUAUUUGGAUGUUACCGUUGGUAGUCGCACCUGUAACAUGUGGCUUUAAUAUUUCUGUUUAUUGACCAAGCACAAUCAAGAUGAACAGCCGAAUGGGAAUAUGGGUGGUUGUGGGCCUGAUCGCCGCUGGAGGCUUGACCGCCGCCAUCGCACUUGCCGUCGUCAAGAAUAAGUCAGAUGCAGACCACAUUGACUACGACAAGGACUUCUGCCAUCCAUUACUGAUAGCCCACCGCGGUGCCAGUGGCUAUGUCCCAGAACACACCCUCGGUGCUUAUGCCCUUGCAGCCACGAUGGGUGCGGACUAUCUAGAGCCCGAUGUCGUCAUGACCAAAGACGGACACAUCAUAGCGAGACAUGACAAUAAACUAGACAUCACCACGAAUGUCGCACAGCACCCAGAGUUCGCUGACCGUUAUAAGACUCAAAUGGUAGACGGAAGCAUACUAAGUGGUUGGUUCACAGAAGAUUUCACACUUGCAGAAAUAAAAACACUACGCUCAAUCGAACGCAUUCCGUCAACGCGACCGGGCAAUGCCAGAAUGGACGAGGCUUUCGAAGUUCCUACCAUGCAAGAAAUCAUUGACUUGGCGAAGGGUCUUGAAGUCAGUCUACAUCGCCCAAUUGGGAUUUAUCCUGAAAUCAAACAUCCUACUCAUUUCCAGCGACUGGGCCUGGCUAUGGAGCAACCUUUGGUCGACUUGCUACACAAGAACGGGUAUCGUGGACCUGAAGCUCCUAUAUACAUCCAAUCCUUCGAAGUAAGCAACCUGAAGGAGUUGAAGAACAUGACUGAUAUUCGGUUGAUACAGUUAUUAGGGGCGAAUCCGAACAAUCCACCGGUCGACCAAGCUGUUCUAGGAACUGGGCUUACUUACGGUCAGAUGGCUACAGCUGAAGGGUUACGAGAAAUUGCUACAUACGCUUACGCUGUUGGACCUGACAAAGGAUACAUAAUUCCUCGUACAUCUGAGAAUAAAUUAGGUGAAGUGACAAGUUUUGUGAAGGAUGCUCAUGCUGCAAAUCUUAAGGUUCAUCCGUAUACAUUCCGGUCUGAGAACGUAUUCCUGCCGGUGGAAUUUCGGAGUGAUGACCCGUCUCCUGCCGCCCUAGGGAAUGCUGCUGGUGAACUAAAAGCUUUUCUGGAGGCUGGUAUUGAUGGAGCAUUCACAGACCAGCCCGAUGACUUUGCUAGUGCUCGCGGACUCUGUCAAAAAUAAUCGUGGACGUUAUUAGUGGUACAUGACAAACGAUAAUGAUGCUACAAGUGUUAUCUUAUAAUCUUUUUAUUGCGUUUUUUUUCGCACUUAGAACUCUGGUUAUAGUAAUGCAUCAACAACCCGUGCUCUUUGCGUAAACCAACAAUGUAAUUAUGAACACUUUCCGACGUGCUCAUGUCGCAUAUAUAGUAUACGUAUGAAUCGCCUAUAUAUUUUGUCUAUUCUAGUUUUCAUGUAAAUAGUCUUUAACUAGCUAAUAGAACAAAAACAAGCUUAAAAUAUGUUCUGUAUGUUUAAAAUGUGAAAAUCUUCUAGGUCCAUGUGAUUUAUGAGUUAAUCUUGACAAAACAACUAGUAUUGUACUAAAAUGAUAGUUUUUACCCGUAAGUAAAUAUUAAGUCAUGUUAUGUACUUAUUGUUAAAUUAUCUGUUCUGUUAUUUUAUUGUCGUAGUUUUAGAUUGUACUUUAAGAUAAAAUAAAUAGUGAUUAUUAAGCCAAAUAAAGAUACAAAUCAACAUUUGAAAACAACAAAUAUACAAUUA